This is a messenger RNA of Fonsecaea erecta, 888 nucleotides long. RefSeq lists its product as hypothetical. The record is from RefSeq and is a predicted model, not a curated record. NCBI's taxonomy places the organism in Eukaryota, Fungi, Ascomycota, Eurotiomycetes, Chaetothyriales, Herpotrichiellaceae. The coding region runs from base 1 to 888 and encodes 295 amino acids. The transcript has a single exon.
AUGAUCGUUCGUUCGGUUCAGGUCUCUCCGUAUCUCGGCGUCGCUACCCCCUUCCGUUAUGCGCCACCCGCUCUCAAAUGCGCUCCUCACCGAGCUCCUCGAGAGGCACGAGGCCGACGUCCCUUCUCACAGUCUACAUACCUCCACCAGUCCGCCGGUAACACCUCUGUGAACCACUACGAUGUCCUCAGGCUCCCUAUGCAGGCCACUCCGGCCGAGCUCAAACGGCAAUUCUACGUUCUCUCCAAAGAGACUCAUCCAGACGUGAACCAAAACGACCCCACGGCUUCGGAGCGGUUUGCGCAGAUAAGUGAGAGUUACUCUGUUCUGGCAGAUCCAGAGAAGCGGAAAAGAUAUGACCGUGAUGUCAUGAGGGCCCAUCAUCCUCACCAUCGCGGUCACGGCACCCAUGGCCAACGAUCUCAGGGCGGGACAUAUGCCGGCCAUCGACCACCCAGUGGCCUGAGCAAGCGACGAAGCGUCUUCAAAGGGCCGCCGCCAUCGUUCUACGCUCACGGAAACUCAUCCGCGCGCCCGCAGGAGCAGCAAACCCGAGGAGAGGAAUACAAAGCUGGCACUUUCAACGCGGGCGCAUUCUCUGAAGGUGGCGGUGGGCCUGCCUUUGAUACCCGACCGACAUACAAGACACAGACGCACGAAGAUUACCGUCGCGCCAACCGCCGAGCGGCGGAACUCGCAGCGGCACAGGCUGCAGCGGAAGAGGAUAACUUCUGGGCCCGCUUCAUUGUGGUAUCCGGAAUCAUCGUUUUGGGUGUCUCUGUUGGUACGUUGGUGUUGCAUAUGGCCAACAAACCUCGAGGAGGCGGACUCAUUCGAGGAGACGGCAGCCGAAGGGACGGUGCGAGGAAUGAAUGGACGAAAGGCUAG